AUGACCACCACCACAACACCACCACCACCCCCGCGCCCCACCCCACCAACGCACUUCCUCUGCAUCCCCCUGACCGUCUCCCCCCGCGCCCGCGCCCAGCUCGCCACAUCGCUGUCGGCCUUCCGCUCAGACGUGUGUGGCGCGGCGCUCGGGCUUGGGGGAGGGGACCUCCCGCCGGAUGCGGUCCGCCCGCUGGGGACGCUGCAUCUGACGUUGGGGGUUAUGAGUUUUCCGGUGGGGGCGGCGGCGGCGGCGGUGGAGGGUGGUGGUGGUGGUGGUGGUGAUGGGGAGAGGGGGUUGGGCAGGGCGAGGGAGGUGCUUGCUGGUGUGGGGUUGUCGUGGUAUCGUAGGGGGCUGGCAGCAGCGGUCCUCUACGCGCCUCCCGUCGACCAGUUCGGACUGCUCCAGGCCUUUUGCGAGAGAGUGCGGGACGUGUUCAAGGACGCAGAGCUAAUGGCCGACGAAGGACGGCCGCUGUUGUUGCAUGCUACCGUGGUGAACACGGUGUAUGUUAAGGGGAAGGGGAGAGAAGGUGGUGGGGGUAGGGGACGGGGGAGUAGAGGAGGCAGGGGGGGCAGGGGAGGGCGGAAGCGGGAGCGGUUGGUAUUCGAUGCUACAGAUAUCAUCUACCGUUAUGAGAAUCAGGUGUGGGCAGAGGAUAUACCGCUCGAAAGGGUCGCGAUAUCUUCCCCCUCGGCCAGCAGAGGAUACCGAGAACGAAGCCAACAACUCCCUUGCCGUCGCGAUAUGCCACGAACAGAUAUGACUUCUCCCGCCAAACGCCGCCCACCCGUAGGAGCCGGGCCCAAAGGCGGCAGCACGAACGGCCCUCGCUCUCCCCCACGACCGACUCGAACCUCCCCAAACAACACUCGCAACGCAAACACCGCCAACAUCACGACCAACCCGAGCAGUAGCAGCACCUUCAUCUCACCACCCCCACGAGCCGCCCUAAGCGGCACCUCCUCCCCAGCCCCCGACAACCCUCGCAACAACAACAACACCACCACCGCCACCGCCAAAGCCAGCCCCCAUCUCGCUCCGGCAACACUAGCAGCAGCCGCAGCAGCAGCGCGCAACCGCUCCCCCUCCCCCUCUCCACCCCAAAAACCCACAGCAACCGCAACCGCAAAUGCAACCGCCACCGCGGCCGCCAUCGCAACCUGCCAAUCGGCGCUCCGCGAGAAGGACGUGCGCAUCGCCUCGCUCGAGCGCGAGCUCGCCCUAAUGGAGUCCGAGUUCCACCGCGAGCUGGACAAGCUCAGCAGCGCCGAGAGCGAGACGGCCGCCUUCUGGCAGGCCAAGUACGCCGCGCUGGAGAAGUCGGUAGCCGUCGUGCAGACGGCGGGUGGGCAGGGGGUGGGGUUGGGUCUGGGUUGGGUGCAGAAUCAGGUUCACAGCCAGGGUCAGGUUUAUUGGGGGAUGGAUGGGAUCGUGGAGGGUGGCGUGGAUGUGGAUACGCAGGUGAGGGAGAUCAGGGGCGCGUGGCAGCGGGUCAGGGAUAUGCUCGAGAAGAGGGAGGAGGAGGUUGCCGAGUUGAAGGCGCAGGUCUGGGGGCAAAAGGAGUGGGUCAGCGAGAGCACGCGGGCGGAUGGGGAAGCGCAAACGAGCGACGAGGUUUUUGGGGAGGGUAUGGCGCGGUUGGGAAAUGGUUUGCAAAAUUGGGUGCUGGUAAAUUUUAGACGGGCCAAGCUUGACUUAUCAAGCGCCCAUGAGGAUACUAUAUCGGAAUUGGCCCGUCUGGUGCCCAUGUACGAAGAGCUAGCCUCGACAUCGAGAAUCCAUUUGCUUCAGUCGGUUGUCUCGCGGUAUCUUGUGGAGCUCGUGUUUGGCGCUUAUUUUAUUGGCCUUCCCACCGAUGUGGCUGCGCAGAUCAAGCAGGUCGAGGCUUUCCUCUCCUCUACAUCAUCACCCGAGUCGGUCAACCAGUGGCGCUCCCUCACCCUAACUACCAUCAAAAAGGACGCCAGCGAGAAGCUUGAGAAAGAAACCUUCAAGAUCGUUGAAACGGUCGUUUCCAAAGUCAACGAACUCCUUGACCCCUUAACAAAUACGAAAUCAACAGAGGCUCGAGAUCAAGGCCUACAAGCACUUGUCCACAGCGCUAUCGAGCUCUCGCGGCUACUCGCCGUCCAAAAGGCAGUCUUCAGGGUUGAAAUGCCCGAGAUCCUUCCCCACCAGUGCAUCAUGUUCAACGGCGAGACGAUGGAGGACAUUGGGGGCGAAGACGAGGACAGCCUGGCAGACAGAGAGAUCUGCUGUGUUAUCUUCCCGUGCAUUAUCAAACGGGGUGAUGAGAGCGGUGGGCAUUUGCAGUACCGGAACGUGAUAUCAAAGGCCAAGGUGCUCUGCAGUCCAGAGUAG
This is a messenger RNA of Chaetomium globosum CBS 148.51, 2364 nucleotides long. RefSeq lists its product as uncharacterized. Gene Ontology annotation, biological process: DNA alkylation repair; regulation of DNA-templated transcription. Gene Ontology annotation, cellular component: nucleus. The transcript is spliced from 5 exons. Bases 1 to 2364 code for a protein of 787 amino acids. The record is from RefSeq and is a predicted model, not a curated record. NCBI's taxonomy places the organism in Eukaryota, Fungi, Ascomycota, Sordariomycetes, Sordariales, Chaetomiaceae.